Molecule: messenger RNA, 940 nt
Organism: Microtus ochrogaster (prairie vole)
Lineage: Eukaryota; Metazoa; Chordata; Mammalia; Rodentia; Cricetidae
Gene: Enho
Product: energy homeostasis associated
Biological process (GO): positive regulation of Notch signaling pathway
Cellular component (GO): plasma membrane
Source: RefSeq, a predicted model, not a curated record
GAGGGCCCGGGGAGUGGACGUCGCCCUUGCCCGCCUCCCACCUCCCACCGCCCCCCGCCCGCAGGCUUUCGAGCCUCAGUCGGCGCUGAGCAUCCCGCUGCCCCGGACCCUCCCUCGGGCGCGCACCGGGCUUAACUCAGGCUCUGGACUGCAUGUGGGCAUCUCCACUGCCCAGGAAUCAUUGUGUGUGGACAGGACAGCCUCCUUGGAACGUCGGCCAUACCAGAGUUGUGCCUCGGCAUGGGCCUUGCCGUUGAGGCAGCUCUGCAAACUGCGCUGGCCUGAGGGUGCUGCCUGUCAUGGGGGCAGCCAUCUCCCAGGGGGCCCUCAUCGCCAUCGUCUGCAACGGCCUUGUAGGCUUCUUGCUGCUACUGCUUUGGGUCAUUCUCUGCUGGGCCUGCCACUCUCGUUCUACUGACGUCGAUUCUCUCUCAGAAUCCAGUCCCAACUCCAGCCCUGGCCCCUGUCCUGAGAAGGCACCACCCCCCCAGAAGCCUAGCCAUGAAGGCAGCUACCUGCUGCAGCCCUGAAGGCACCUGGCCUACCCUGGAGUCCUGGACCUGAGUGUACCAGAGUCAGAGUGUGGCGUCUGAUCCAGUUCAGCCAGUCUGGGAUCCAGAAUUUAGAGUCCAGUCUAUUUGAAGCUGGACCCAGCAGCCUAGACUGUAGCCAGCCUGACUCAGAAAGCCCUGAGUAGCCCUUCAGAGACAGACCUGGAGUGGGGGGUUAGGAGUUGGUGCUAGGGUCAGGGCCAUCUGGACUCUGCUCCAUCCCAAGGGCCAAGGGCUGUUUAGCUCCCUAAGCUCAGGGCCUCUGGGCUCUCUAGGCUGGGGAAGCAAACUGGAACCCAUGGCAAUAACGGGAGGGUGUCCGGGCUGGGCCCCUUCUCCGGUCCUCCCACUGAUUGUUGGAUAAUAAAUGGAACUAUGGCUUACUCUGA